AUGAAUCAGUUGUCAUCCCCAACCGAAACCGCUUCUUUCUUCCGAUCAAAGAUCGAGGAAUCACUCCAGAAAACGUCAGCUACGUUAAAUCAAUGGAGAACAUAUUUAAAUGAUUACGAAAACUUACAGAAAACUCUUAAGACACUAGAUGAUGAAACCGAAUACAAAGCAAUGGUUCCGAUAGGCAAAAUGGCAUUUAUGCCAGGGAAAAUUGUUCACACGAACGAAAUAUUAGUGUUACUUGGGGAUAAUUGGUUUGCAGAACGUUCUGCUAAACAAGCCAUUGAGAUAAUUGGGCGUAGAUUGGAAUUGGUAAAGAAAACAAUAGGUGAUUUAGAAGUUCAGCUUCAGGACCAGUUAACGAAAAUCGGACUGGCUUCUGAAGUCUUGGAAGGCAAUGUCAAUAGCACCAAGUUGAACGAAGAAGGCUUGCCGUUUGUUGAAAUUGUCGAAGAAUAUAAUGAUGAAGAAAAGACAGAGCAAACUAAAGCCAAAACUAAUGCUAGUCGCCAACCAACGCAAACACCAAGUCUAUCGGCGGCGGAUCAUCCAUCACUCAAAAUCUUUGACGCUUUUUUGAAAGAGGAAGAAGAAGAAUUAAGACGAGCGCGAGAACAAUUAGAUGAAGACACCGAAACAGAAGAUACCGGCGAUUCAGACGAUGAUGAGAACUAUGUAGAACAAGACAUAUUUGAGUCUUCAGAUGAUGAUAGUUCUCAAGUAACGAGAACAGAUCCAGUGAACACCUUGGUGGACGACAGGUCCCAAAUAAGGAGAAAUGACCCAGUCAGUGCCGUAGUGGUCGAGAGAGAUACGAAUACUAACGUUAAUAUGGAUGAACUUGAAAGUGAGAUCUGGGCCCGAGAGAUUGCCGCUGAAUACAACGAAAAACGUCAAUCUAUGAUAGCUCAAUACGGCGGAUUUAAUACCCCUGUUGAGGAAAAAGAGGUUUCCAAGGCGGAUGACAAGCCUCGCAAGAAGAUUUCUAGAUUUAAAGCCGCAAGAUUGCAAG
Paraglomus occultum is the source of this 1012-nucleotide messenger RNA. The record is from the annotation of a GenBank genome assembly. Lineage: Eukaryota; Fungi; Glomeromycota; Glomeromycetes; Paraglomerales; Paraglomeraceae.